This is a messenger RNA of Habropoda laboriosa, 951 nucleotides long. It is a transcript of the gene p23, whose product is annotated as prostaglandin E synthase 3. Lineage: Eukaryota; Metazoa; Arthropoda; Insecta; Hymenoptera; Apidae. Gene Ontology annotation, cellular component: cytosol; nucleus. The record is from RefSeq and is a predicted model, not a curated record. The coding region runs from base 81 to 602 and encodes 173 amino acids. Gene Ontology annotation, biological process: protein folding; chaperone-mediated protein complex assembly. The transcript is spliced from 3 exons. Gene Ontology annotation, molecular function: Hsp90 protein binding; protein-folding chaperone binding.
ACUCUCGAAUCAGAGCUCUACGCCGCGAUACGUAAGUGUUCUGUGUUUGUUUGCUUCUCGCGGAACGAAGCUCUCGAAAUAUGACUCAAGAAGGCCAACUGCCUCCUCCACCUGUUCUGUGGGCCCAGAGAAGAGAUAUUAUAUAUCUUACCAUCUGUUUGGAAGACUGCAAGGAUCCAGUUAUUAACAUCGAACCACAAAUGAUAUAUUUCAAAGGAGUUGGUGGAACGGAACAAAAAAUGCACGAAUUAACCAUUAACCUAUACGAAGAAAUUAAUCCAAUUCUAACACAACAGAAGUUAAGGGGAAGGACUUUAGAGUUAAUUCUUACCAGAAAGAAAUCAGGUCCGUAUUGGCCAAGAUUAACUAAGGAAAAGACGAAAGCGCAUUGGUUAAAAAGUGAUUUUAAUAAAUGGAAGGAUGAAGAUGAUAGUGAUGAUGAUGCUGACACCAAAGGUGGAAGCGAUUUAGAAGAAAUGAUGCGACAGAUGGGUGGCUUAGGAGGAUCAGAAGGUAGUAAACCACACUUGGAUGAUUUAGAUUCUUCAGAUGAAAGUGAAGGAAUGGAUAGCGACUUCGAUGAUAUACCUGAUCUUGAAUGAAAAAAAUUUGACGCUACUUUCAAAUAAUCUUCAUUAAAAAAAAAAUAAUAAUAAAAAAUACAAAAAAUAAAUGGCGACCUAAGAAUAGUGCACCACCAGGCGAUAUUUCAGUAGGCCAUGCUAUUUGUAUUUUCAAUUGCAAAUAAGUUUUGCAAAGUUACUAAUGGCCCAGAUUGCAGUAGCAAACAGGCAAAUAAGGUACAUGAAAAACUGUCAACAUAAAGGGAUACAGUGGUCAAGAGAAAAAACAGUAAUAUACUUUUUAAAGAUUCUCCAAUCUUUCUUUAUUCCGUAGUUCAUAUAUUAAGUUAUAAUGAACGAGCUUUUUUAAUUACUUGUGUAUAAUAUG